AUGUCUGAACGUUACAUCCCCGAGCAUCGCAGAACUCAGUUCAAGGCGAAGAACACAUUCAAGCCCGAGGAGCUUCGUCGCCGCCGUGAGGAGCAGCAGGUUGAGAUCCGCAAGGCGAAGCGCGAGGAGAACUUGGCCAAGCGCCGUGGCAUUGGCACUGGUGCAGACCGUCCUGGGGCGUCUCUCGGUGCUGCCCCCGACAGUGACGAUGAGAACCCUCCCAGCGAGUCUCAGGUAUGUUUACGACGGUAUUCCAUGCGAGGCGCUGUUGCUUCCCGCUGCAUCGCGUCCUCUGCCCUACCCCAAGGUGUCGAUUUUGCGCUCCAGCAUCAUCCUCUCAUUUCCACCCCACUUCUCAACGAGGACCUCCCUCAGAUGGUGGCUGGCGUCUUCUCGGAACAGAUUGACGCUCAGAUCCAGGCCACCACCAAGUUCCGCAAACUGCUCAGCAAGGAGCGCAACCCCCCAAUCGAAGAGGUCAUCAAGACUGGCGUUGUGAGCCGCUUCGUCGAGUUCCUCCGCUCUCCCCACACUCUUGUCCAGUUCGAGGCCGCCUGGGCUCUUACCAAUAUUGCCUCGGGCUCUGCUGCGCAGACCCAGGUUGUUAUCGAGGCCGGUGCCGUUCCCAUCUUCGUCGAGCUCCUGGGCAGUCCCGAACCCGAUGUCCGCGAGCAGGCCGUGUGGGCUUUGGGCAACAUUGCCGGUGAUAGUCCCAGCUGCCGUGAUUUCGUCCUGGCCCAGGGUGCCCUCCGUCCUCUCCUUGCUCUUCUCGGUGACAGCCGCAAGCUUUCCAUGCUCAGAAAUGCCACCUGGACCUUGAGCAACUUUUGCCGCGGCAAGGCUCCCCAGCCCGACUGGGCUACCAUUGCCCCCGCCCUUCCAGUUCUCGCCAAGCUGGUCUAUUCUCUGGAUGACGAGGUCUUGAUCGACGCGUGCUGGGCUAUCUCUUAUCUCUCCGACGGUGCCAAUGACAAGAUCCAAGCCGUCAUUGAGGCUGGCAUCCCCCGCCGUCUUGUGGAGCUCCUCAUGCACGCCUCGACCUCUGUUCAGACCCCAGCACUUCGCUCCGUCGGCAACAUAGUCACCGGCGACGACGUUCAGACCCAGGUCAUCAUCAACUGCGGCGCUUUGCCCUGCCUUUUGUCUCUGUUGAGCUCCAACAAGGACGGCAUUCGCAAGGAGGCCUGCUGGACCAUCUCCAACAUCACGGCCGGCAACUCGGCUCAGAUCCAGUCGGUUAUUGACGCCAACAUCAUUCCUCCUUUGAUUCAUCUGCUCUCCAACGGCGAUCUCAAGACGCGUAAGGAGGCCUGCUGGGCAAUCAGCAACGCCACGUCGGGUGGUCUGCAGAAGCCCGAGCAGAUCCGCUACUUGGUUCAACAAGGCUGCAUCAAGCCCCUCUGCGAUCUCCUCGCCUGCCCGGAUAACAAAAUCAUCCAGGUCGCCCUCGAUGGUUUGGAGAACAUCCUCAAGGUCGGUGAUCUUGACAAGCAGGCUGCCGGCGACGGACCCGAGUCGAUCAACAGAUUUGCUCUGUUUAUCGAGGAGUGCGGCGGUAUGGAAAAGAUCCACGACUGCCAGACCAACGCCAACGAGGAGAUUUACAUGAAGGCGUACAACAUCAUCGAGAAGUACUUCUCGGACGAGGAAGAGAACGCGGAUGAGUCUAUGGGCCAGCCUCAGCAGUUUGGCUUCGGUGCGAACGGUGCCCAGCAGGGCGGCCAGGGCGGCUUUAACUUCGGCGCCAAUGGCACCGAGUCGAUGGAUAUGUAA
This is a messenger RNA of Podospora anserina S mat+, 1773 nucleotides long. RefSeq lists its product as uncharacterized. The record is from RefSeq and is a predicted model, not a curated record. NCBI's taxonomy places the organism in Eukaryota, Fungi, Ascomycota, Sordariomycetes, Sordariales, Podosporaceae. The coding region runs from base 1 to 1773 and encodes 590 amino acids. Gene Ontology annotation, molecular function: nuclear import signal receptor activity; protein binding. The transcript has 3 exons. Gene Ontology annotation, biological process: NLS-bearing protein import into nucleus. Gene Ontology annotation, cellular component: nucleoplasm; cytoplasm; nucleus.